Molecule: messenger RNA, 5266 nt
Organism: Macrosteles quadrilineatus (aster leafhopper)
Lineage: Eukaryota; Metazoa; Arthropoda; Insecta; Hemiptera; Cicadellidae
Product: leucine-zipper-like transcriptional regulator 1
Exons: 15
Coding region: 403-2730 (775 amino acids)
Cellular component (GO): Golgi apparatus
Molecular function (GO): protein binding
Source: RefSeq, a predicted model, not a curated record
UGCCAAUCUGCCAAACAAACUUAACCUCAAAAUAAGUCAUUUUUAAAGGUUUUAACGUUUGAAUUGAACUGUAUUUUAAUAUUCAUUAUCAUUACUAGAGCGUUAUCUUUAAGCAAAUGUAAUUAUUGUUGUAGGUAUUGACUUUGAGUGGUUUUUUGAAAUGUGAAUUUUAUUAAAUCAAUGUAAAACUGGAUUAGUUGCUACCGACACUAGCCUAUGGUUCUCACACUUGACUUGGAUAAAAACAUAAUUUGGUAGAAACAAAACAAGACACAAUGGUUAAUUUUGUAAUCCUAUUAGGACUACUCUACCGUUCAUUGACAAAUCAUGAGAUAUAAGACUGCAAAAUUACGUUCAAAUCGUCAUCAAGAUCAAGUAUAAACUCCUAAUGAGUGAUAAGCAAUGGCAUCGACGGCUGAGUCGUUGAAUGUGGAUUUUGAUCAUUCAUGGCAAGACAACACAGAAUGCUUGACUCUAGAUUUUGGACCAUUCGAAACGGUUCACAGAUGGAAGCGUAUGCCCGAGUGUGAUGAGUUUGUUGGAGCUAGACGAAGCAAGCAUACGGUAGUAGCAUACAAGGAAGCAAUCUACGUGUUUGGUGGAGAUAAUGGGAAAACCAUGUUGAAUGACUUACUGCGUUUUGACGUCAAAGAGAAAUCUUGGGGCCGAGCGUUUGCUACCGGAGCACCUCCUGCACCCCGUUAUCAUCACUCAGCAGUUGUUUUUGACUCGUCAAUGUUUGUUUUUGGAGGUUAUACUGGUGAUAUACAUUCAAACUCAAAUCUUACAAACAAAAAUGACUUGUUUGAGUAUAAAUUUCAAACAGGUCAAUGGAUUGAGUGGAAGUUUGUUGGAAGAACCCCGGUCCCCCGGUCUGCUCACGGUGCAGCAGUGUACAACAACAAGUUGUGGAUAUUUGCUGGAUAUGACGGGAAUGCAAGAUUGAACGACAUGUGGACUAUAUCCCUGCAGCCUGGAGACCAGAAGCAAUGGGAAGAGAUUGCUCAAGCCGGCGACUGUCCACCUACAUGUUGCAAUUUCCCUGUAGCAGUCGCUCGUGAGUCCAUGUUUGUCUUCAGUGGGCAGAGUGGAGCAAAGAUUACUAAUAGUCUCUUUCAAUUCCACUUUGAGGACUUGAGGUGGAGUCGUAUAUCGACGGAGCACAUUCUACGAGGGACGCCACCACCUCCCACAAGACGCUAUGGUCAUACGAUGGUCGGAUUUGAUCGUCACCUCUAUGUGUUUGGGGGAGCGGCUGAUUCCACGUUGCCUAAUGACUUGCAUUGCUACGACCUAGAUACUCAGACUUGGAGCAUUGUUCCUUUGGCUCAGGACUCCAAGGUCCCUUCCGGGCGACUGUUCCACGCGUGUGCUGUUGUCGGAGAUGCCAUGUACGUGUUUGGUGGUACGGUUGACAAUAACGUGCGCAGUGGAGAAAUGUAUCGUUUCCAGUUUUCGUGCUAUCCCAAGUGCACACUGCACGAUGACUUUGGUAAGUUCUUGGAGUCGAGACAGUUCUGUGAUGUAGAGUUUCUGCUGGGUCCAGAUGAGGUUAAGAUCCCGGCGCAUGUUGCCGUCGUGGCCGCUCGCUCCCAGUGGCUGCGUCAUCGCAUCCAGCAAGCUCAAGAGACCAGGGACAAACACCUUGAAACAUUAUUCGGUACCACGCAAGUCCCAUUCAAAGACAUUCCUCUUCUGGAAGUAAAAUUAAUAGAUGCUGUGCCUGAAGCGUUUGACAUGGUUCUCAACUACAUCUACACUGACCGAAUCGACCCGACCAAAAAAAUUGAAGAUCCAAAUUCUCACAAGAUUGUCCUCUUAAUGAUGGACGUCUAUAGGUUAGCAGUUCAGUUUCAUAUGAAGAGGCUGGAACAACUUUGUGUUCAGUAUCUUGAAACGUCCAUCACUCAUCGAAAUGUCUUGGAGGCGCUUCACAAUGCGACCACACUCAAGCUCUUCUACAUCAAGGAAUUCUGUCUCAAGUUCAUAGUUAAAGAGUCAAACUACAACCAUAUCAUUAUGAGCAAGGACUUUGAGACGUUGGAAAAGUCUCUGAUGGUAGAAGUAAUCAGAAGACAGAGAAUGCCUCAUAUAAGAACUCUACUUGAACCACAGUUUGAUAAUACAGGUACAACGCUUGAGCAGGAUAUGGAAUGCUUUCUCAAGUAUUCUGGCAAGGAGUUUUGUGACAUUACCCUCAUGCUGGAUGGGGAAGCCAUCCAUUCCCACAAGUCUAUCCUGGCAGCACGCUGCAGCUAUUUUGAAGCUAUGUUCAGAUCGUUUAUGCCUGUGGACAAUGUUGUACAUAUACAAAUUGGUGAGAUGGUUCCUUCACGGCAAUCAUUCGACUCUUUACUUCGAUACAUUUACUAUGCAGAUGUGAACAUGCCUCCAGAAGAUUCUUUGUACCUCUUCAGUGCUCCUUACUUUUAUGGAUUUACCAACAAUAGGCUACAGGCAUUCUGCAAGCAAAACCUAGAAAUGAAUGUUACUUUUGAAAACGUAAUCCAAAUCUUGGAAGCUGCUGAUAGAAUGCAAGCUACAGACAUGAAGAAAUAUUCCUUGAAUUUGAUCGUCCAUCAUUUUCCUAAGGUCGCGCGUCUGCCCAAGAUUCGGCUAUUGAGCCAAGAGCUUCUCUUGGACAUUCUGACAGCUCUUGCAGACGACAUGUCCGACAGCAAGAUGUGCCAAGACAUGUCCAGUAUAAGUCUGAGUAGUGAGACCUACUGACCUCAUUUUCGGAGGGUCAAGAAACUCUCAUCCCCACUGUCAUGAAUACUCACUCUCUAUCUUGCAUCACCUUCGACUGACGGACGUUCUCUAACCCUUUGACAUCAGUAUGCCUACACUCUGUUGUGGCUCAAAACAACUUUGCCCAUUUUCAUUCUAAAAAUGGCUACAACUUUCACCUGAUGGAAUAUUUACUCUUAACGAGAAGUGUUGUUUUUCUUUUCUAACGAUUUACGCUCUGAACAAUUUUGACAGAAUCGAUCAAAAUGAAGAAGGAUUGUCCCUGUUGCAUCUAUGUAACUGAAACGUUGACAGAAAACAGGCCUUUAGUGGUUGGUUCACUUCUUCUUAUGUCCCACCUUCACAUCCUAAAAUGCUAAACUCUAGCCUGGAAACGUUUUACACUUAACUUCAGUCUAAGCCUAGAGGGCUGAGGAAUGAUCUCUAAACUAGAUCAAAUCCAUUGGUGAUUGAUGGGAUUCAGACCCAGCAUGUCACAAACAGAAGUUGCACGGCCUACCAUUAGGCCUGUUCGCUCUCCGUAGUUGGCUCACUGAACUUCUCAGAUGUCAUCGUAAUUUAAAAUUUGUGUUAAGAUGAUUAAAUUGACGUUAACUAUUGUUCAUGAUUGCAGAUCGCACCUCCUUACUCUCAAAUGACAUCUGGCUCUUGUUUAGGUAGCUGCAUGCAGUUUCUUUUUAUGUAAAAUUUCCAGCGAAGGGAAAAAAAAUUCUGACGCUCUUAUCUAGAAGGAAAGAACAUCUUAGAGGGACAAAACUCUACUGCAAUACCCCCAUUUAGGUAGGACAUAACAGUGUCCAAGGCAGGUUAAAGGCCCUUGGCCUGGAGAAAAAUCCAGGGCUAAGGACUUUAAAAUUACUAGACCUUUCAAAAAAUUUAGACACAAAUAUUUUUGUGUCUAAAAAAUUCAAUUUUUUUAUUAAAUUUUCUUUGAGAGCGUUUAUGAAGUAGGUACUUUUUCAACUAAACAUUUUCUCCUGAGUUUCUCCUGGCUAAUAAGCAUUUCUUCUAAGCUAUUUCCACAUUACACCAGGAUAUAGAUUCACUUUAAGCCAAAUAUGAAGAUUUCUUUUUUGCCAUGGCAUGAACUGGCUGCAAGGCUGCCUAGUCAUACCUUCCAUGACAACGGUUUGCUUGUAUGGUGACAUGAAAUGGACUGUACUCUCAGCCUAAAAAGCCUUGAUACCAUUGUCACAGUGAGUGUGUUCUGAGUUCUUUGCUGGAUUUUCUUCACAACCUGAUUCUGAAUCGUCUCUAAAAAAAGUCUUUGCAAGAAAGGCUGCAGAUUUUCACCGUCAAAAACUUUGGAUGGAUACAGGAAGUCAUUCAAAUCAAUCAGUUGGUAAUAAAGGAUGUUUUAGACUUGCUAUGAACAUAAGAAUUGUACUUAUAAAAUGGUUGAAAAAGAUUAAUUUAUAAACGUGUUAUUAAUGGUUAUGAAAUGUAUUAACAUUUUUAAUUGUUGCAUUAUUUACAGAGUCAAGAAUGAUUUUGUUGUUUCUUUGAUCAUGGAAAUAUCCGUCCAGUGUGCUAUCGAUAGGUUGAGAUAACAGCAGAUUUAGUCAUUUGUUCCUGGUGACAGCCAAGAUUCAGCUGCCACUUGUACAUUAUCCAAUUCUCAACAUUCCGACACUUCUCUCCUGCUUAGAGAACAUGGAGAGACUAGACAUUGAUUUGUGCUCUGCUUGACCUUCUGCCUUUACUACCCAAGGAUUUCAUAUGUAGAGCACUGACCUGGUGGUCCAAAAAGCUCUAAAACUUCUAUACCAUUGUUACAAUCGCUCCCAUUUGCAGGAUGUCUCUUCACAGAGUAUUGCUAUUUACAACUCCUUCACUACUCUAAGGUUCAUUGCGAUUUAGGGAGAUACGGUUUUGUGUUGUUUAAUAUUUAUUAUUAUAUUAAAUGUUUGUAUAUGAUAAAAUAUUUAAUAUAGUCCUAAGUACAGUAGUACAAGAAAACCCCAGACAGCUUCAAAUGUGUCUUUCAAUUAUUUUAAAUUCAAAUGUAUAUGCUAUGUCAAAAACCUAGUAGUAAGCUAAUUUAAAAAAUAUUUAUUGUUAAUUUUAAUAAUGUGCGCUAUAGAAAUGUUAGAAAAAAAUUAUUUAUAAGUUAUUUUCAAGAGAGGUUUUAAACAAAUAACUACUGUUUUAACAGUUUAUGCAUUUAUUUUAUAUUUAUUUAAGAUAUGAUUUUAUGGAAAAAAGCCCAAUUAUUAUUCUUUAAUCUAACUUAGGGAUAAAUGUAUUAUUGAUUCAGAAAGUAUUAGAAAGCUUAUUAAAAUUGUAAUGCAGUCCACCUUCCUAAUGUUAUGAUGUCAAAUUUAGUUUUUUCCCAGAUUGUUUAGCUGUGUAUGUCCUUGUCUUUUAAUGAACUGAUAAAUGUAUGAUUUUGUAACUAUCAUUUGGCGAUGUAUUAAGUAUUAACCUCUAGGUAUAACUGUUAUUGUGAUCAAACAAAACCUAUUUCAUUGUAAGAUGAUUAUUGUUAAAUAAAAAUGUAUGUUUUUUCCUUGUA